Messenger RNA from Amoebophrya sp. A120, 1047 nucleotides. The record is from the annotation of a GenBank genome assembly. Lineage: Eukaryota; Dinophyceae; Syndiniales; Amoebophryaceae.
AUGCCAUCUACUCGUCACGCCAAAGAAGCGCAUCGCGGCGGUCCGACCGGCAGGCCUGAUGGCACGCUUCCCAAGAAGGACAAGGAACCGCGGGAGUCCGGCUGGUACAAGUACGAUUCAGAUUGGUACUACGGUGACUAUGUCGAUGAUUGUUGCAAUCGCUGGUGGAGCGGAGGUGUUCAAUUUGAACAGAGAUGGGCCUGGAAGUGGGAUCCCCGCCGUCAGCGCAGUGGCAAGGUAUACUGGAGCGAGGCGGUAAAGCCGGCCUCCACGCUGCGUCGAAACGAACAGGCUCAGCGGUAUAGCGGAACACGGAGCGCAGCGGAGCCGCGGAGCAAUGCCGCACACCGCGGGAAAAAUGACACCGACAGCGAUGAUGACGACUGGUGUCGACGCUCGUCGGAUGGCGGCAACGACCACCCGAACAGUGCCGAUUCUGCCUCAUCCGCUGAGUGUGUAUCGGUGUACCACUGUCGCGUCGAAGAAGAGGACUCCGACGCCGAUGCCCGGUACGGAAGGAACGAAUUGGGUAACGAUUAUGCCGCGUAUCCAGAUGGGGCUUACGAGUACGCGAACCAAGAUGGCACGCACUACCAGGAAAAUGCGGACGGAGACCGAAUCUUCGAAAAUGCAGAUGGGACCUCGGGCUGGGUCGAGGAUGCAGACGGGAACCGCGAGUACUUCAAUGAAAACACUUGCAGUGACAACUCGAACUCGGAUACUGAUGACGAACGCCACAACGAUAACGAAGACAGUGAGGUGGACGAGAACCCGCAUGCAGAUGAGUCCGCUGGCAGUAGUGACUACGAGAAUGCUGUGGGCAGCAGCCACGCAAGUGGCAACAGUGAUGUGGAGGACGGUAGCGACAAUAACGGAGGUGGUAACGAUGAUGGAGGGGGAAGCAGCUCCGGGGACGAUAGCGGUGGCGAUGAUUACGACAGUGGCGACGCUGAUUGCAACAGCGACGGCGAUGAUUCCGACAGCGGCGGCUAUGAUGACGAUAGUGGAGGCAGUGACGGCUACGAUAGCGGCGACGAUUCUGAUUGA